This is a messenger RNA of Scomber japonicus (chub mackerel), 1759 nucleotides long. RefSeq names its product perforin-1-like. The record is from RefSeq and is a predicted model, not a curated record. Lineage: Eukaryota; Metazoa; Chordata; Actinopteri; Scombriformes; Scombridae. Bases 47 to 1759 code for a protein of 570 amino acids. The transcript has 3 exons.
AGGUCCUUUGAAAGCCACUGAAAAAAGCUGUCUGUCUGCAGUUAAGAUGACAGUGAUGUGGCAGCUCUUGCUCCUGUGGUGGGCAUGGAGUCCUCUGUGUCUGUCAUCAAGCUUCAUUGGUACACCACAACAGUGUCAGAAGGCUCAAUUCGUCCCUGGUUACAAUCUGGGUGGGGAAGGCUUCGACAUCGUCAAGAUGCAACGGAAAGGUGCCUAUGUCAUCGACACUGAAACAUGGAAACUUGACAAUGGUGCUUGCAGGCUAUACCGUAACCGCUACAUGAACAAUGAGAACCAGAAGGUCCCCAUUGCUGUAGAGGAUUGGACAAGCCUCCCACAGUGCAGUUUAAGAGUCUCCAGUAUUGAUUAUGACUCCGUUGAAGCUUUUGUCAAUGAUUCCACCUCAGCUGUGACCAAUGAUUGGGAAACUGACCUUAAUUUUAAGGUAAAACCCAGCAACGUCUUUGAGCCGAUCCAUGGAGGUUCCCAUUCUAAAGAAUCAACCUUUGCCAUGGGAAAGUCAAAAGAAGACCACUAUAGCUUCUUCCGCCAUUCUGUUGACUGUAACUUCUACCGCUACAGACUGGCAGCAAAACCUCCCCUGAGUUCUGAGUUUGAAUCAGCCGUCAGCUCCCUUCCUUCAUAUUCAAGUAAAACAGAGCCAUUAUACCGCAAUCUAAUUAAUAGAUUUGGCACACAUUACAUCACACAAGUGUCUCUGGGAGGGGAAAUAAAGACAGUCACUGCUCUUAGGACAUGCCAGGCAACCAUGAAUGGACUGUCGGAGACAGAGGUCAAAGAUUGUUUGUCAGUUGAGGCCUCGGCUGCGUUUGCACAUCCUAACAGCAAUAAGCCAAUGAUACAACACUGUGAGGCAAAGAAGAAGAAGCUCUCUAUCCCAAGUUUCAGCAGCAUGUUUAAUGAGCGUACAACAGAGGUAAUUGGUGGAAACCUAGUUGGAGAUGAUGUCCUCUUUCAAGGGCAGUCAGGCCCCUCUGUCUAUAAUACCUGGCUUAACUCACUGAAAGAAACGCCUGAUGUGGUCCGCUACAACAUAAAGCCUCUGCACACCAUACUGCCAAGUGGUCAUCCAGCCAGUGCCGGACUGAAGCAAGAGGUGGAGAAGUACAUCAAGAAAAAUGCAGUGUUGAAAAAAUGCUCAGAGACAUGUCAAAUUGGGCACAGAUCUAACAAAAGGGAUCCUUGUGCUUGUGUUUGUAACAAUAAUCAGAAUGUGAAGUCAAACUGCUGUGCUACUGGGAAAGGUCUUGCAACAUUAACAGUUUACAAUCUGCAUGCAGAAGGACUGUAUGGUGAUGUGACGACUCAGACAGAUGCUUUAGUGGAGGUUAAAUGUGGUGACCGGGUACAGCGCACUGUCGUUAUUCCAAACGAUGAUAAUCCUAGGUGGACAGAGACGUUUGUGUUUCACGACAUCAGCAUGGACAGCAAGCUUAGAUUCAGUGUUUAUGAUGAGGAUUCUUCCUCGAACAAUGAUCUGCUUGGCAAGUGCUCCACUUAUCUGCAUAAGGGGAAGGUGAGUGACAGCUGCACAUUAAAUCAUGGCAAUCUCUUCUUUACGUAUAAAGUAGUGUGUGCGCCAAGCCUUGGUGGUAACCAGUGUCAGGAGUACAUACCCUCCCCUCUGAAUUCCACCCUGGCCAAGGUCUUCUACACCAGAAAUGGGGUCCUUCUUGGAGAGACAGGGAAGCAGCGUGCUAAAUCUCUCAAGUUUAGGCCAGCUGUUGAGCUGAAGUGA